GUCUGCCUCGUUCUAGGACGAUAUGUGUCAACUGGAGUUGGUUUUCCGCUUUGAGUUCUCGUGAAUACGAACUAUUUGCUGAAGAUUCAUUCUGGCGUUGGAUCGAUGGCCACUGCUGCUCUGGCUCCAGUGGCUGCUCGUCCACCUUCCAGGUCAGAUCAACAACAUAAUGGAAAUAUCCCAGAACCUAAUCGACCUUUACGUUGGAGGGUGAUUGACGACCAACCACAUGUUGGAAAAUACAGGUUUAUACGAACUAUAGGCAAGGGAAAUUUUGCCAAAGUCAAAUUAGCGAGUCAUGUUAUUACGGGACAACAAGUCGCUAUCAAAAUUAUUGAUAAAACCCAGUUAAGUCCUUCAAGCCGCCAAAAGCUUUUCCGAGAAGUUAGACUGAUGAAAUUGCUGGACCAUCCGAACAUCGUAAAGCUAUUUGAAAUUAUUGACAACGAUAAGAUUUUAUAUUUGGUAAUGGAAUAUGCCAGUGGUGGUGAGGUUUUUGAUUAUUUGGUUGCUCAUGGUAGAAUGAAAGAGAAAGAAGCACGGGCUAAAUUCCGUCAAAUUGUUUCUGCUGUUCAGUACUGUCAUCAAAAACAUAUUAUUCACAGAGAUUUAAAAGCCGAAAAUCUCCUUCUUGAUGCCGAUAUGAACAUAAAACUGGCUGAUUUUGGCUUUUCUAAUGAAUUUAGUCCAGGCACGAAAUUGGAUACUUUUUGUGGAAGUCCUCCUUAUGCAGCCCCAGAAUUAUUUCAAGGUAAGAAAUAUGAUGGUCCCGAAGUUGAUGUGUGGUCGUUGGGUGUUAUUUUGUACACAUUAGUCAGUGGGUCCCUUCCUUUCGAUGGUCAGACACUGAGAGAAUUGCGUGAGCGUGUUCUACGUGGCAAGUAUCGCAUCCCGUUCUACAUGUCAACAGACUGCGAAAAUUUGUUGAAGAAGAUGCUGGUCCUUAAUCCAAGCAAACGAUACACUUUAGAGAUGGUGAUGAAAGAUCGUUGGAUGAAUACUGGUUAUGAAGAUAAUGUAUUGUCACCGUACAUAGAACCCGAACCAGAUUACACUGAUCCUGUACGUAUUGAGAUUAUGGUCAAUAUGGGCUUCAGUCGAGACGAAAUAGAGAAGUCUUUAACUCAAGGAAACUUUGAUGAUAUAAUGGCUACUUAUCUCCUCCUUGAUAGAAGACGUUCUUCACUUGAUACAAGUUCACGUGAUGGUUCAAGUCUUUCUUUAAGGCAAAGUACUCAUUUACUUUCGGCUACAUCAAAUCCUGCAGCUAGUCCACUAAUCUCAACUGGUGGUGUUAAUUGUGCGAGUGUGGAACAUACCUCAAAUAUUUGCCCAGACGAUACGUUGUCUGUUUUACCCACAAAUGCUGAUACUGGACCAAUAAAUCAAAACGCACAUUCAAGCUCGAAAUUUACGGUCAAUUCUUCAAGUACCACUCGUUCUACAAGUACAACACCACCUAGUACAGUAACGGUAGUCAAUAAUGGUGCCAAUAACAAGCCAGCUGUGAAUAUAAUCACCCCUUCAUCUUGCACUUCUGGGUCGGAUAGUUCAGGAACUACAGGUACCAAUACAAUAACUCCCAUUUCACAUGUCAAUUUGGCAUCUACAAAUACAUACUCAUCUUCAAGUGGAAACGCAAACGUUAAUUACAAUACAGCUCUUAAUGCAAUUGAGGCAUCUUGUCCUUCUAGUAAUGUUGAAUCAAUUAAGCUAAUGCGAAAUGACCUUGUUCGUGCUUCAGAUCGUCCUGGUAGAGAAGAAUCUAGCCGGAUUUUGGCGCGGUUACGAGGCUUUACUGAUGAAAUGGCCACUCCAGUUGUUGGUGGGGGUGGGCUUACGGCUUAUCCAAAUGUUCCAGGCCAACGAACAAGCAUUGAUGCAGGUACCAGCACAGUUCGUCCAACUACUGCUGGCCAAAGAAAACCCAUUCCUAUCACUUCACAAGGUUUGGGUGCAAACACAAAAUCAUCACCAAACUCCAACUCAGCUAUGGCACGCCGUACUCAUACUAUGAAUUAUGGGACAACAACCCCAACAUCUGGAGAUCAACAGCAUUCUGUUAGGCGUCAACCGAUCAAUACAAAUGCAAGUGGACGCAAUACAUGUGUAUUUGAUAAUACUAAUCCUAGGAACUCAGUCGCUCUUUCUGGUAUCACUGGUCUUUCUGGUGGAUCUGCUUUAUCACCUUCAUCUGAUAAAUCUACAUCUGGGUCAUCAAGCGGAAGUGGUAACAAUCAAGUUACAACCAAUGGUGCUGGAAGAUUACCAUCUCAUGAAAUUCGAAGCCAUGUUACUCCUGCACUUGUUCCUAUGACUACGCGUACUAAUAAGGUACAUCAUGGUGCAAAUAUAUCCAGUGGUACUGGUGGUGUAUAUCAUGCAGGUUUAUUAUUGGAAAGAUCUGCAACGUUGAAUACCGCAGGUCCUGGUACUGGUGGUAAUGGGACUUCACCAAAUCAAUGUGCUUCUUCCACACGUGGAAGUGAUGUAGUUGGAGCUGGAGAAUUACAUCGUAAUCAACCUUGUGCCAAUAUUGCCGGUCGAAGCGGAGUGGGUACGUCAACUAACCAGGCGGGUUGUAAUACUACCUCUGUUGCUGCACGUCGUGUAGUUACAAAUACCAAUAAUAACACGUCUUCUGGAUUUAACAAUGGUAUAGGAACUAUCUUAGAGACUACACCUUUCCCUAGGCUUACACCAGAGCGUAGAACUAUUCAUUCAACAAAUUCACCAAACAUAGACUUUGAUUUCGAUACAAAUAAUCAGAAUUCUAACAACACGGUCGCUGCUCGUUGUAUUAAUGUUUCACUUGCUGGUGCUGGGGCUACAAAUAGUAGUGGUAUGACUCACUUAACUCCUUCUGGCACUGGUCUUACAUUCUUCAAGGCACUUACUUCCAAAAUCGGUCGACGUGGACCUAAUAGUGGUGCAAUGGGCAAUGUGUCUCAGACACUUACUGGUGGCACUGAUGUUUCACAUGUUCCAUUCUCAACGGCGGAUUCUAAUAUUGGAGCUUCCACAACCAGCUCGGGAUCAGGUUAUCUACCUGGAGAUUCAGUUUUUUCUGACUCCAGUGUACAUGGUGCAUACACUGAACCUGUUAGUCAGUUAACACCUGGAGGUAGCUCUGCUGGUUCUCCUGUUCCUCAAGGCGGGAAUCAAACUGUUCCUCAUACUGAUGAUAAUGUUAAUGACCAAACGAAACCACGAAGUUUACGUUUUACUUGGUCUAUGAAAACAACCAGUAGCAUGUGCCCGGAUAACAUGAUUAAAGAAAUCAAGAAGGUUCUCACAGCAAAUAAUUGCGAAUAUGAUCAACGUGAAAGAUACCUUCUCAUAUGUGAGCAUGGAGAUCCAAGCACAGAUGCGAAUGUGCAGUGGGAGAUGGAAGUUUGUAAACUUCCUCGUUUGUCUCUAAAUGGAGUUCGUUUUAAAAGAAUUUCAGGAACUUCUAUUGGAUUUAAAAGUAUCGCCUCCCAGAUCGCUAACGACCUCAAACUUUAAUCAAUAACACUUUCGUUUGCAUACUGAUCUGUUUUAUAUCCCACUCCAAAUGAAUUUAUUUACUUUUCUGUAUACUUGAAGUGCCAGAUUACAACUAUGACUGUGAAAGAUCUUGGAUAAUAUCAACACAUGCUCAACGGUAUAGUUUUUACGCAGUACCUCUCGUUUUUUUUCAAAAUACUAUGCUGGGUCAUAAUAUCUUUGUUUCGAUACAGCCCAUAAUGACAUGUUUUUCGUGAUUGAAAGUGUGUUCUUUGUCUGUAUGCGUUUCACAUAUACGCAUUUGUACAGGCCUAAUAAUCACUUUACAUGUGUGUAAAUCUUUUCUGUCAGAUCCUUAACAUUGUCCAAUUUGUAUUGUAGUGGUUAUUUCCGACCAAAUUUUAUUGACACGUUUGUACUUUCCAAUUCUUUCUUUAUUAUUUCCUAUAUAUUCACUCCACUCAACAGCAUCAUUCGUUCUUAGACUUCUGAUAAUGUCCUCAGGAUUCCUUAUCUGAACUUUUCUGUUAACAUCUGUAAUGAAAUAUCUAAGCACACUUGCUUCUCAUUAAUGUGCGUGUAUGAGAAGCAUGUCAUCUAAGUAGAUUAUGACCAUCCCUGUUUCACUUAUAUGUAUUUUUGUAUUUCUAAUUGUCCCGGCUGUUUCAUUUUUGCUCGUUAAUUUUAUGUCUACCAAAUUGAGCUAUGGAAAUUUAUGUAAGUUAUUUCUUAGUCUUUAGUGUAGAACCUAUGUAUUCGUAUAGUAUUGUUUUUCAUCCCUUCAAAAUGAUCUCUUCUGUUAAUCUCACUACAUCUUUUCUUCUCAUUUAUCGUGCAGUCAUGUCACCUUAUUUGGAAAGUAGCAAUUUGUCGGUUUUAUUUUUUCAGUCUGUUAUCAUUCUUAUAAUACUGUUUUCUCCUAAGGGUCGUCUAUCUCUACACUUUCAAUACUUCAUAACAAAAUACAUAAUAUAAGCCUUUCCAAUUGAUGCUUUGUUCCUUUCUGCAAGUGGAUCUAAAAAUGCACAAUAACUAAAACUGUGUUACGUUUUUGCCUUUUACAAUGCAUGCGCCAUCGCCUGUGUACACCGUUAAUAAUUCCUAAGGAAGCCAUGUAAAACGACUGUGUAAGUCCCGUAUCAAAUGUUUCAUUUUUGUCUUCGGGAAUGAUAUCAAUGUAAUUACUAGAUAUUUACAUUCUGUUCUAAAUUGAUUUCUCUUCUUGGUUCUUUUGUGUAGUUUACCAUAUUCCUCACCAAUAAUCAGUCAUAUAUAUUCUGUGAAUAGAUUUAUUGCGUUCAAUUAGUAACAUCCAUAAUUAUUGUUAUUAUUAAUGAUGGUCUACUCCUAUUGUUUCUGAAUCUCGCUGUUAAUAGUAGUACUAAUAAUAAUACACAUGACUAAGUAACUAAACACAUUUCAAUCUAUUUGACCUCUAACAUAUACUCUUCCUUUCAAGUGCAUUUUCCCAAAUGUACAAACCCUAUACACACAAGAAUUUGUUUCAAUGUUUAUAUUUUGUUAACUUCCUUCAUCUUUUGUUCGCCUCGUUUUUUCUUUAUAUUAAUUAUUAUGUAUGUUUUCGAUUUGUGAUAGGGUGAUUCCAUUUAAUUCUUUGAAUACGUUCUGUUCUAGAUGUUUAUUCUAAUGCAGGUUUCACCUUUAUUUCGUUAUGCAAUGCAGUUUAAAAGAUAUUUUAACUUAAUGAAGUAUUGACAAUUAUUUUAAAUUUAUGCGGAAGUUACUUUGUGAUAUUGUUGCUGUUCUCUUUUACAAAAUUAUGAGUUAUCUUUUCUGCCAUGAAACCUAGCUCCAUAAUGUGGUGUGAUUUAUUUCAUACGUGGUUAUACACUUUUCUCACCUGCACUGUUUAUUAUCUCAUCUAUCUGUGUAUAUGAGUAACUUAUGGUAAAACCUUACUGCGCUAACACUGUUCUUAUGGCGGAUGAUAAUAAUAAUGGGUUUUUGCCGGUGACUUUUUGCGAAAAGGAUAAAAAGAAGCUUGCUUUCUUCAAUCUUCAUACUGCUAUGUAUCACCAUUUCUGUUUUGCUUUUCCUUAAUUAAAUGUACCCUCUACAACUUGUGUGCAAAAAUCAUUAUACCUUGGUAAAGAGAAAAAUCGGUUUAAUUUACUCAUGAUUAACAUUAUGAAAAACUUUUAUACGUAAUAGAUUAUCUCUUCUAUAUCAUGCAUACAUUUAAAUUGUUACGUCCAAAUGUUCGCUUAUUCACUAUCUUUCGUCUCUCUUAAAUCGUUUGUGUCCCUCAUUUAGUUCAAAGGAGUUGUUCCUCCAACUUCAUCUUGUAUACCUACUUUUAAGGGCUACAUUGACUUUACACACAUGCAAACAUAUAUAGAGCCAGUCAUUUGGAAUCCUUGAACCUAGAUUUUUCACCGUCCCAGAUAUUUAAAACCAGAUCAUCUAGUGAAUUAAACAUCGACAUUCCCACUCAGCCAAUAUCAGGUAUGAAUGACUCGUAAGACUGGAUUAACUGCACUAAUCGGUCAAUGAACGAUAGUGAACAAUGUUGUAAAUUCAAAUCCAAAGUCCCAUAUAGCCCAAAACUUAUAUCUAAUAAUUCCUACCAGUUACCUCCAGUUAUGUUAAUUCUCUAUUAUCCACAUGGUUAAUUGUUCACAACAAAGUGGCUAGUUGCAGUGAUUCAUUCAGAUGUAUUAAUUCAUCUGGUGCCAUUCAGUAACAAUCAAUGACAUCUAUUUUCUCUUGUUAUUAUCCAAAAUAAUUAAUAAGACGUUUCAAAUUCCUUCGUUAAUCAUGAUCAACUUUAUUAAUUAUAUUAAUUUUAUGUACACAUUAUUUCCAGUAUGUUGUAUUGAUUUCAACACUGUUUCAUUUUCAUUCUACAAUCGUAAUACAAUUUUGAUAACGUGAUCAAAGUAUUUAUUGAUGUCUCAGUUUUUUUUUCCUUUUUUAUUGAAUACAUGUAAACAAACGUUUUUAAUUAAAUAAACUUGAGUGACAUUUUCUUUUCAGUUUUAAAAAUACAUGACAUACAUGUACGUUACCUGUGGUUAGUGAGUUACAAAUUAUUCACUAUAAUGUGUUAAGUUCUUGAAAUAGUUCCUCUCAUUUUUUUAAAUAUUAAAGUAAUUAAAUGCAUCAUUUGAUAAAACAGUCACAAACGUAUUAUAAAUGGAGAUUUUACUUAUUAUGAUUUUUAUCGAUUAAUAAUAAGAAACCAAAUCGGUUUUCUGAUACACUAAUAAAUAGAAUAUUGAAAAUUAAUAAGUAUCACUGAGCAAAUAGAGUUUGUCAUUUAAUGCAUGCACAUACACACAUUAUACCUAUAUCUAGAUUUC
This is a messenger RNA of Schistosoma spindalis, 6812 nucleotides long. The record is from the annotation of a GenBank genome assembly. NCBI's taxonomy places the organism in Eukaryota, Metazoa, Platyhelminthes, Trematoda, Strigeidida, Schistosomatidae.